AAUAAUUUUCAUAUGAACAGUUUUGGAAGAACUACUGUCAGACAGACAACUCCAACUGAAUUUAUUUACUAGUUUAAUUAGUGUAAAAAAAAAAAAAAUUAAUAUGAUAUGUCGACUUAUUUUUUUCAUGAUUUUCUAUGAAUUGCCAUAUUUAAGUACUUCAACAGUAAAGGACAGUAAUGCUUACGAUGUAUAUCUGAUAAGACAAGAAUCACCAUUGGAAUAUUUUAUGAUUGAAAAUGCAAAUACAAAUAUAAACAAACAUAAACUAACAAACGAAAAUAUUACGCUGUUUAAGCACUUAGAUAGUGAAUACUAUGCUGAGAUAUUAGUAGGAAAGCCUGGACAAAAGUUCCGUGUAAUUUUUGAGACGGCGUGGGGUGAUAUGUGGAUACCAUCAAAAUUGUGUUCAAAAACAUUAUCUCCACUGUGUAUAUCGAAAAACCUGUACGAUUCAAAUAUUUCUUCGACACACAAGUCAAUCGAUCCGGCUCCGUAUGAAGCAAUGGGACUAAGUGGAAACUUAACAUGCGACACGGUUAGGCUAGCUCAUAUGAACGUGUCCGACUUGGUAUUUGCUGAGAUUAAAGAGAUUCCUAAUACCGAGGAAUUCCAAAACAUGUAUGCCGAUGGAAUAAUCGGUUUAGGAUACCAAAGUCUAUCUAAAAUCGAUUCGGAUCCAUUUUUUUACAAGCUUCUCGGUGACAAAAAGAUUUUAAACCCGAUUUUUUCGGUAUACUUGAACCGUGAUGUUAAUACAAAUAAGGGAGGAACGAUAUUUCUCGGAGGUGUAAGCAAAAAACAUAUAGACGGUGAAAUUACCUACAUUCCAGUCACAAGUAAGAACUACUGGCAGAUUGAAAUGAAUCAAUUUUCAGUCCAGUUGAAUAAAACAAAUGCAAAAACGUUUUGUAAUCCGACGUGUCAAGCAAUAUUGAGUACGGGUUCAAACAAAAUCGGUGUACCCAAAGAACACGUAGCUGCUAUUAAUACUUUAAUUGAUGCCGAAGAAUACUUCAACAACAGAUACGUGGUAUCCUGUUUACAAGUGAAUAAAUUGCCAACCAUCACAUUGAAUUUUGGUGGUCGUGAUUUCCAUAUAAGCGGAAGACACUAUAUACAGAAAAUCGAUAAUGAAACAAAUGGACUGAUUUGUAUGAGUGUAUUCUGUGACUCGAAUUUGCCCGGUGGUCUUUGGUCAUUGGGUGGUGGAUUUUUAUCCAGUGUCUACACAACAUUUGACUUAGAAAACAAUGAAGUUGGAUUCGCUAAGUUAAAAUGAUAGGAAAACAAAACUUUGAAUUAUUUAUGAUAUUGUAAUUGUAUUUAUUAUAAAUUCCAAAUCGGAUAGAAUAAAACAUUUUAAUUUUUAUAAGUACAUUGUGAUAAAUAAUGGGAAUACAUUUGUGGAAUAAUAUGAUAAUAGUAUGAUGUAAUUUAGAUUAGGAUGUAUAACCAUAAAAUCAAAAUACUUGUGUUUGAUUUCUGAAUUAGAAGUAUACGAAUGACAUAAAGCUCAUUUCCAAAGAUUUAG
This is a messenger RNA of Sipha flava (yellow sugarcane aphid), 1534 nucleotides long. Its product is annotated as aspartic proteinase A2-like. The coding region runs from base 104 to 1282 and encodes 392 amino acids. Gene Ontology annotation, biological process: proteolysis; cell death. Gene Ontology annotation, cellular component: lysosome. NCBI's taxonomy places the organism in Eukaryota, Metazoa, Arthropoda, Insecta, Hemiptera, Aphididae. The transcript has 9 exons. Gene Ontology annotation, molecular function: aspartic-type endopeptidase activity. The record is from RefSeq and is a predicted model, not a curated record.